This is a messenger RNA of Aspergillus affinis, 1506 nucleotides long. RefSeq names its product histone methyltransferase DOT1 (gene dot1). Gene Ontology annotation, molecular function: histone binding; histone H3K79 methyltransferase activity. Gene Ontology annotation, biological process: DNA repair; DNA damage checkpoint signaling; regulation of transcription regulatory region DNA binding. NCBI's taxonomy places the organism in Eukaryota, Fungi, Ascomycota, Eurotiomycetes, Eurotiales, Aspergillaceae. Gene Ontology annotation, cellular component: nucleus; nucleosome. The transcript is spliced from 2 exons. The record is from RefSeq and is a predicted model, not a curated record. The coding region runs from base 1 to 1506 and encodes 501 amino acids.
AUGGGAUUUUUCGACCACCUUCAGAAGGGAGGAGCGUUCUCGUUACAGCCGAAGAAACCUCAGAUUCGCAAAGUCGUUCAAGCGCGCCCUGCCCCUCCGUCGAGAUCAUCCUCACACACUCCAGCCGGUUCGUCGCGAAUCUCACCGUCCGAGAAUUCGAAGAAAACCCGCGGUUCCGAGAGCAGGUCAGUAUCGAGGGACCCCGAUCUUGCCUCGAAACGCCGAUUAGGGACUCCUCGACAAAGCCGCAAGCGACCAACUCCAGAGCAGCGACUGUCCAGCGACGAGGAUGAGAGCGACACCGACGCCUCUUUCGAGGUGCGCAAACGAGCCCGAACAGGUGAUAGUGCCGAGCCAGAUUUUGAGAGACGAGUGCGUUCGUUAAAAGCAUUUUCGGAAGAUCAUGUGAAACCGCUGCCUAUGGUCCACGCGGCGGAAAUCACCUCGAUCCAGAAGGCCGGGAACUUCUGGCCGGCUUUUGGUGAGAAGGUCCAAUCUACGGAGAUUUCACUACAAUAUCCUAGUGCAUCUCCUAAGGAAAGAUACAACCUCGUGGUUCCUCGUGACAACGACGACUUCAAGCCUAUUGAUGAUAUAUUCUCGGUUGUCGAUAUUGUGUCUCAGACCCAUAUUCCCGAAGAUGAAGCAGACGAGUUCAACAACGAGUCGACCGGUAUCAAACGGAGGUUGCGGCGAGCGCUGGCACAGGGUUCAGAGAAUGAUUUUCGCCAAGUCGUGACGGAUUAUAACCAGGCGAUAGAACGGUUGAGGCGCAGUGGCAGCAUCGCGAAGAAGUUGGACUCGACCCAUCGGUUGAAUUUGCCUCUGGUGGAGCGCAUUCUCACUCAAAUCUAUUCCCGCACUGUUUCGCCUCGAGUCGAGUCCCUGCGUCAGUAUGAGAACGGAACCGACAACGUCUACGGCGAACUGCUCCCUCGAUUUAUCAGCACGAUUUUCAAGGAAACCGGUCUCAAAUCUGGCCAGGUCUUUGUCGACUUGGGAUCAGGCGUCGGGAACGUCGUCCUACAGGCGGCCUUGGAAAUUGGCUGCGAAAGCUGGGGCUGCGAGAUGAUGCAGAAUGCGUGUGACCUCGCCAAUCUUCAGCAAUCUGAGUUCAAGGCUCGUUGCAGGCUUUGGGGAAUUGCCCCAGGGAAAACGCACCUGGUGUCCGGCGACUUCCUGCGAGAACAGAGUAUUAUCGACGUCCUCAAGCGUGCAGACGUGAUCCUGAUCAAUAACCAAGCAUUUACCCCACAACUCAAUAACGAGUUGAUCAACCACUUCUUGGAUAUGAAAGAGGGAUGCCAGAUCGUGUCGCUCAAGUCAUUCGUCCCGGCCGGUCAUAAGAUUCAGUCCCGGAACCUGAACUCCCCCAUCAACCUCCUGAAAGUCAAGCAGAGGAACUAUUGGUCCAACAGUGUAAGUUGGACGGAUGUCGGUGGAACAUACUUCAUCGCCGCCAAGGAUAGUUCCAGACUGAAGGCUUUUGUGGAAGAUAUGGGGUGA